GGGAAAAAAUUAAAAAAAGAAAAUGUACCCAAACAUAAAAAGAAAAGAAAAAGACGGAAAAAAAGGGAGUCAAGCCCGCUUCGAUAGCCCUCUCCCCAUAUCCCAUGCCAUGCAGGAACAGAAAACUCCAGCCCCUAGUAAAAAGAAAAAAGAAAAAAGAAACGGGUGAAAAGAUUUGACUAUGAUUUUGAAAUGCGCCUCCUCUACAUCAAUCUUGAAAAGCCUCCCAUUAACCAUAACCUCUUUUGUCUGUCCCUCUUUUUAUAUGAUGAAGUCCUGUUUUUCUGGCUUCUCCAACGAGGACAGAAAAAAAACAAGGUAUCGGAAAAGCCCUCUCUAACUAGCCUGACAAAAGCAAAAUACAAAAAUAGGCAAAUAACAAAAGCAGAAAGAGGAGAAGAAAAGCACAAAAGAAAAAAUAACAAGAAAAAGGAAAAGGCAAAAAAAUGCCAUAAUUUCCAUAAACACACAACUCCUCUCAAGUAUCCCUUUAUAGGUAUCUCCUCCACUUCCUCUCAUAUGCAUUGUUAAGACUCCAGUGCAGAUAUCCAAUUUCCUCCAUUCUUCCUUUUCUUUCAUGCCCUUUCUCUCGCUACCAGCCGUCACAUGAGUCAUAGCAAUUAUGGGUAUUUCUUCUUUUCCGAAGUCUGGUAUGAUACUCGCAUCUUUAAACAACGCAUGAAGAAUAGGAUAUAAAACAAAAACAAAAAAGGAGAAAAAAAGAAAACAACAUGCGGAGUGGGGAAGAAAGGCACGCCCUGGGAGAAAUGUGCAAUCCUAUAGGCACGGGGGUCUGGAGUCCCCCCCCCCCCCUUU
Molecule: messenger RNA, 816 nt
Organism: Trichoderma asperellum CBS 433.97
Lineage: Eukaryota; Fungi; Ascomycota; Sordariomycetes; Hypocreales; Hypocreaceae
Source: RefSeq, a predicted model, not a curated record